GGUUGCUGCGCCCUGCCCAUUUGGGAACACCUCCCCGGCACUCGGUGUCCUUGGGGAGGAUUUCCGGGGCGCAGCUGCCUCCCGGGACGGACAGAAGGCCCGGCCGCACCAUGCGGGCUCUGGUCCUCUCCAGCCUGCUCUGCACGCUGCUCCUCUGCUCCUCCGUCUUCUCCGUGGAAGGAAGAAGGCACCCCCGGCCUCCUGCCAAGCCCUGGAAAGGCAAGCACUGCUGUUCCCAAGUUCCUGAUCCUGCCCUGAGGACCCAGAAAGGGCACCGUGUGAGGAUCUGCAAACCAUGCAAGCUCAAGCCGGAGUCCCCCUUCUGGGUGGUGCCCGGGGCGCUCCCACAGGUUUAGUGUUUCC
Molecule: messenger RNA, 363 nt
Organism: Eptesicus fuscus (big brown bat)
Lineage: Eukaryota; Metazoa; Chordata; Mammalia; Chiroptera; Vespertilionidae
Gene: GPR15LG
Product: G protein-coupled receptor 15 ligand
Exons: 3
Coding region: 111-356 (81 amino acids)
Molecular function (GO): G protein-coupled receptor binding
Source: RefSeq, a predicted model, not a curated record